AUGCCGGUGAGGCCUCCACCUCGCCCGGGACUGUGCCACCGCUGGGCCAUCCUGUUCCUGAGCGACCGGCCCCUCCUGCAGGUGCCCAGAGGGCUACACGGGCUGGGCCCCCCCACGCUGAUGGCCCCGCAGCUGGUCGCUCACCAGGCCCACGUGUCGCUCGGCACAGGCACGUGGAUUUCCAGAGAGCCCUCGGCUUCCGUGUGCCAAGUGCUUGAGAGCACUUGUGAGAACAAAAGUAGACAGAGGGACGCGGACCCGGGAAUCUGCAUGGCACCGAGGACAGACACACAGCCAGACACUGUGAGCAUGGAAGACAAACCGUGUUUCCCAGGACUGUCUUCCUCCCAGAGGGCCGAGAGCGGUCAGGAAAGGCUCAGGCGGGCUGGCAGGAGGAACUGGGCCCGCACGGAUGCCUUCCGAGUCUCCUGGGAUCCAGAUGGGGAGACCGAGCCGCACGGCCAGGCCACAGCACACGGCCGUGUUGACCGCCGGAGCUCUAGUUCUUGGUGCAGCUCUUCUGUGAGCUGGGAGGACAUGAAGCCCGUUGAUCACAGGUCACCCAGAAAAGAACCCAGCAGAGAACCUCCUAUGGACACUUGGGGUGCCGCUGCCCGGGCCGGAGAGCUGCCCCCCGGCCCCUGGCGCAGGGCUGUGGGAGUGAGGCCUGGAGGAAAUGCAGCCGUCAGAACUGCGGGCUCCAGACCCUCACUCGGGUCUGCUUCUUGGUUGUCUUCUGGUUCUGGGUGACCCGAGAACAUGGCCACACAUCCUUUGACCCACAAAGAAGAAACUUUUGAAAUAAUCAAGAGCUGCACAACGGCUUGUCACCCUGUGGCUCCUCUUUGGCCUGUUCAAGAUCCUGAGUCAGGACAAGGUGGUGGCUCAGUCCAGCAGCAGGACUCAGACCCUGAUCCUUCAGUGGACGAGGAGGGCCAGCUGCUUGGCCCCAGGGGGCAGCGCAUGUGCCCAGAGGUGUGGUCAGGGGGCUGGGGCCCCGCCUCUGGCGGCCACGAGGGAUGCACUACCCCCGAGGAGGGGAGCCAGCCUGGGAACCUGCUCAACGGCGGCCGGAGCUGCAGCCCGUCCUGCUGGACGUCUCCUGCGUUUUCCUGCGGGUCCUCUGAGGGCGACCCGAGGUCCUACCUGAACUCCAGCAGAAGUUCUUCCAUUUCUUUGGCAGGAAGGACAAGGCAGGAGACUCUUGAGGCUCGCACCCUGCAGCCCGAUGACCUUGAAAGAGUCCUGGCGGGACUGACGCAUGACUGGCUGUUCGGGAGCGUCCAGCCCAGCCAGCUCCACCGGGCGUACAAUGCUCUUUUGUAGAGAUAUUCUAAAACAUCCGACUUGUGGGGGCAGGAAGCUGUUGCAUAUUUGGGGGACUACCUGAUGUGAAGAAAGGCAGACAAAGACUCUUUCUGGGUUCAUUAUCUUCAUCAGGAGGAAACUAUGGGCAGGUACGUUGGGAAGGAGUCCAAGCAGCCCAAGGGGCGGGCCCGCUUUUCCGACGUGGAGCGUCAGACGACCGCCCAGCGCUACAUCACAAAUUACAAGAGGCUUUAUGAACAAAAGAUCCUGACACAGAUAUUCUACAUCCCAUCUGUCGUCUGCUGUUUAGAGGACAAGACCGUGGAUAGGUGGGCCAGUGUGGGACCUCACGUCCUGGGGGAGUUUAUGAAAUUGCCGGACAACACGAAGGUGGUGAAAACUAACGACGCCCCAACGUGCGACCUGGCUUAGGGCCAUUUUCCUCACGAGUGUUCCCAUCACCGAGACUGGCAGGCCCUGUGGACCGCAGAGACAUCCCCCAGCUCCGGGGAGGGGUCGGCGCGUGAGUGUGAUGACUGCGCCGUCGUCUUCCUCGGCCGAGACCUUCCUUCCACCGAGAAAGCAGACAAGUCCUCGGCCGUCUGGGGUGGCGACGGGGCGGCCGCUCGCCGCUCACAGGUGCCGGGCCCCCCCUGCCAGGAGCCUCCCAGCCUGGCCCCCGGGGGCUGCGGGCGGAGAGACUGCCUGGCCGGUGCGCUGUGA
This is a messenger RNA of Molossus molossus (Pallas's mastiff bat), 2031 nucleotides long. It is a transcript of the gene ALPK1, whose product is annotated as alpha kinase 1. Gene Ontology annotation, molecular function: protein serine/threonine kinase activity; ATP binding. Gene Ontology annotation, biological process: protein phosphorylation. The record is from RefSeq and is a predicted model, not a curated record. NCBI's taxonomy places the organism in Eukaryota, Metazoa, Chordata, Mammalia, Chiroptera, Molossidae.